AUGGUUGUAUCCUGUUCAGAUUAUGGUUGUUCUAAUAGAUACAUAAAGGGCCAACCAAUACACUUUUUUAAGUGGAACAAUAUUUUACUUGAUAAAUGGGUAAAUGCUUCGAAAAGAAAAAACUUCAAACCUACACAAUGGAGUAGAGUUUGUAGUGAACAUUUCACUGAAGAAGAUUAUGUACAUAGACCUGAUUCUGAUAGACCAUUGUUAAAAAUUGAUUCUGUGCCAUCUAUUUUUAAGACUUUUCCAUCUUAUUUACAACCUAAACCCAUAAAAAUAAGAAAAUUACCAGCUCAGAGAAAUCAAUUGCGUAUUGACGAACCCAUUCUUGAACCUAUUUGUGAACCUAUUCUUGAACCAGUUGAACCCAUUUGUGGUUCAAAUGGUUCCAUAGCUGAAAAUUUAGCUGAAAACUCUAAUUAUUGUGAUAAAGAAGUACAAACAUCUGAUUCAUAUACCAGUGAAUUAAAAUUAAAAAGGAAAAUUAAAUAUCUCCAUCAAAAGUUACGCAGGACACAAAAAAAGUAG
Myzus persicae (green peach aphid) is the source of this 531-nucleotide messenger RNA. Its product is annotated as THAP domain-containing protein 1-like. NCBI's taxonomy places the organism in Eukaryota, Metazoa, Arthropoda, Insecta, Hemiptera, Aphididae. The record is from RefSeq and is a predicted model, not a curated record. The coding region runs from base 1 to 531 and encodes 176 amino acids. The transcript has 3 exons.